AGGUAUGCUGUUGUGGCCCCGUUUCCAUUUCAAAAGGGUGGAUGAAUUUUUGAGAGAUUUUCUAAAGGCGGGAGAUUGUUCAUCAGAAGAAAUCCUCCUGUACUUCGGGAGGAAGGAGAACGUCGUUGCCAGAGAAAUCGUCCAGAGUCACUCCAAAGGUCGACGGAGAAAACGCGCCCUUUGGGAUGACCUCAACUGUCAGGAGUGGACAGAAGACAAUCGAUACAACCCCAUCCAGAAGAAGGAAGAGUUUGCCUUAGACAGAGCCACCUACAACAAAAGGAAGAGUUGCCUCGCCUUCAGAAAACUAGGAGUGAAGGGAGCCAACGCAGAAAUAUACGCAGGUAUGUUCGCUGGUUUGAGGGAGCCCAGUGAUCCCCCGAAGUACAAACUCUUCACGAAGUUCGUCUCGGGAUUCAACUUCCUGGGACAGCAAAUUGAAGUCGGUUCAUUCUACUUCUACCUCUACAGUGGAAAGACUAAAGCUUACGUCAGGAUUAUGGGUCGCACUAGGCAAGAGUUCACCAAUGAUGGAUGCACGCCGACUGAGUUGCGCUACAGACCCCUCAAGCACAUCCCUCUCUACUUGGUAAGCAUCGGCAACGUCCAGAUGAGCCUGGGCAUCCACCUGAGCAGUCGACUCUCCGUGGACACUUUGUGUCCCCAGAGAGACAUCUAUCAGCUGCAACCUCUGACCAAUGUUCGUAUAGGAGGAGAAGCCCUGGGCACUGUCGGUUUCAUUCGAGGUGCCGCGAAUCUUGGUGCGAACUUUAACUACAAACUACAGUUUACGUUCACACCAACGCCCAACAUGUGCCUGAAAGGAAGCCACGGGUUCGAUCCCAUGAACAUCAAUUUUGAAUCCUACUUCCAGUUGUGGAAUUCGGUGAAGGAAGACUGGGGCAAGACAAGGGUGUGGAAACCCAGUUUCGUGUCUUGGGAACUGAAAAGAGGUGAGCUGAAGCAGUGGUUCGAUGACACAUGCAUUGCUCUGCAAUCUGCUGAUCAACCCAACAUUGAGAGAGAAAUGGAAUAGUCUUUCCAACUCUUAAUUGACAGAUUCUUCUCCUUAAAACAAUGAAUGACAUACAAUGCGUAUUUAAUCAUCCUAUAAGUCCACUUUAAUAAUUUUUGAACGGUUGGUCAGAUUCUGAAAAGUGCUUCAAAGAAAUCUCUAGAAAUAAGUGUAAAAGUUGAGAGUGACGAAAUAUGCUUAUUUUGACCAAACAAUGCAAGUUUCCAUCCCAAAUUUGGAUUUAUCACUCCCAAAAAAUAGGUGAUAGACUUGUUUUGAAACGCUGACUUUAAUAGCUUAACCAUUAUAACGGUUGGAAAUUCAAAAAUUUCAAAUAUUUAUUACUCUAAUGUUAUUAUUAUAAUGUGUAAUGCUUCUCAUCAUAUCUUUUGAAUGAUUGGUUAAAUUACAAUAAUUCUUUCACAAAAGGUUGAAAGCUUUAACCGAAAGACAAGUAGGCAAUAUAAUGUUGAAUUUAGAUGAAUUAAAUAAUUUGCAUUAAUUAAUUUGUUAAUGAUGAAGAAAAUUUCAAUUGUAAGGUAAAAAAAUUUUUACAUAUUCAGAAUUUUCAAAAUUGUUGCAACCUAAAUCUAGAUUUUGAUAUUUGACCCAUAAAAUAGUGCUUAAAAAGUAAUUAAAAGUAAAUUGUAGAAUGGUAUUAAAUUAAACUCCAUUUUGAGAUUAAAUCAUCAAAUUGCUACAAGUUAAUCUAUAAAUUAAAGAUUUAAUUGUUUUUUUAAUCACUUACACCUGUGAAAUUAAGAAACACUCAUAUUUUUAAGAAUUUUGUCGAUAGAAAACUGGUAGAUAGUCAUCUUUUUUUUUUAACUCGAUAUUUUUUCUUCUCUUUAACUUCUUGUGUUUUAUUUUUGUUUACUUCCAACCGUCUUCAUUAGUAAUUUAACAGCAGAUUCAUUAAAACGUUCUUUUCUGCAAUGGUGCUACUGUUUUUAAAUUAUACAAGCCUCCAAUUUGCGAACUAAGACUGAUUAAAAUUGUUAAAGGGAGAAUCAAUUGAAAUAUUAACUAUAAAAUUCUAGAUAAUUCAUAAUUAGCUCUUUUAAUGUUUUGAAUUAAAUGCUAAUAAAAUAUUGGAAAAAAAAC
Parasteatoda tepidariorum (common house spider) is the source of this 2119-nucleotide messenger RNA. NCBI's taxonomy places the organism in Eukaryota, Metazoa, Arthropoda, Arachnida, Araneae, Theridiidae. The record is from RefSeq and is a predicted model, not a curated record.